Molecule: messenger RNA, 4342 nt
Organism: Haliotis rufescens (red abalone)
Lineage: Eukaryota; Metazoa; Mollusca; Gastropoda; Lepetellida; Haliotidae
Product: glutamate receptor ionotropic, kainate 3-like
Exons: 14
Coding region: 642-3092 (816 amino acids)
Cellular component (GO): membrane
Molecular function (GO): glutamate-gated receptor activity
Source: RefSeq, a predicted model, not a curated record
UGGCAGUUAGUCUGUGGGGUCUUCACAACUCGACGGAUCAGAUUUGUUUCAUGAGUAUACAAGACACAGUGAUAUGGUCAACGCCAGCAGUGUUCAUUUCUCUGUCUACACUAGAAUACUAUGUUCGGUUACACACGUCAUCACGUCAUACCUUACCUGUAAGGUAACCAGCGUUACUAGUGCUAAUAAUCCAAACGGAUGCGAUAUGAAAACGGACGCUGCACAUGUCGAUAACGUUUGUCAAGGGAUGUCAACCUGAAGGUAUCAGACAGAAGAACAUCACUUUGAGGUUGCAAUACGCGAUCAGGCAACCGUGUUGGCUUUGAUGUUUGUCAAAUGGAUCCAUGCAAGCAAUAGCAGUGACAGCGACUUUCGAUGCCCGGGAGAUGAAUAUUAAUCAACACAGGCUUACUCUGUAGCUGGGAUAUUGAGUCGAUGACGUACAUCGCAACAGCCAUCAGAAUUCACACAUGUGCUAAUGGACGCUUCACAGCGUUUUGUAACAGGUGUUGUUUAUCUUAUGUCUGGGUUUCACACAUAUUAUGCUCUGAGGAUGAAAGCCGGGAUCGUGUUUUGAUUGAAAGUCCGAGAGAAGUAAUCCGAUUUUGUCCAGACAUACAGACUCGGAAACAGACGCCUGUAUGAUGUCUGGGAUUUGUACCUUGCAGUUUAUCAUCUUCUUGAUGUACAAAUCCUCGCAUGUUUUGACACUCUCUCUGAAUAUCUUGCUGAGUAUCAAGGAGCAUGAUAAAUGCCCACAUCCUGUGGUGUGCCAUAGAAAUGUAUCAGUCAAUAGUCAGUUAAAUGUGACCAACUGGCUGAUCUCGGCUUGGGACCAAUUUGCUGCGUCGAAGACAGUGAGAUCGGUACAUGGGGACGUGGUGAUUCUAGCAUCGCUCUCUCCCUGUCAACAUCACUUCAGUCCCUCCUGCCACGGGAAUGACAUCAACAUCAGCCUCUGCUCCGUGGUCUGCCCCGCCUUUCUAUCCAGCCAUAGAAUGUACAUUCAAUCAGUGUUCAGCGUCACAAACACAAAGCAGUCCUACUUUAAUGCCCUUACAAGACCCGAUUCAAUGGAGGUUGUCAUGAGAGGAAUUAAUUUGAUACUCGGUCAUGUGAAAUGGAAGACGUUCGUUGUUAUAACGUCAUCCUAUGAAGUUUUGACUACCCUGUCUGGAGGUAGACUGGCUUCUCUCAAGUUACUGCUGUAUAUGAUAGAUGAUCCCAAUAAGCCACAAGAAAGUAUUGACCUCUCCAGCAUAUACCAGCUGCUUCCAGAAAAGGACCUCAACCUUCUUGUGAUGUGUCCCUCCGAUUGUAUACAGAAGCUCCUUAAUCAGGCUCGCUUGCUGGAAUCGAACAUGUCAGUGACGAGGGCAUCUGGGGUCUCACAGUGGCUGGUGGUUCCUUCUUCUGGAAAUGUCAUGGACAUUGCACACAAUCGUGAACCAUUCAAAACUGAUGAUGUUGUUUUCCUGGAGUUCAAUCCGUGCUCUAGGUAUUAUUCACCACUGAACCUGGAGAUGAUCACGAAGCAUUUGUCAAGCUUGGAAAAGAUUCUUAUGACAGCUCAAGCGGCUGACAAAAUACAAUGGAUACAGAAGAAUGCAACCACAAGUGAAUCACCCUUUCAAGCUAAAAUGCAAAUUCUCAGUAAAACCCAUACUGGAACAGAUGUUGAAACCGUGGGCUAUAUUGGGAGAGAUGAAACAGUGGAGCUCAAGCAUCAGCUCUAUCACGGAAGCAAUUAUGGAUUUCACAACCGAACGUUAAUUGUCGGGACUCUGGAGUGGGCGCCAUUUGUGAUCAAGAGAGUGGAGAACGGUUCUGUCAGGUUCGACGGCCUUUGCAUCCAGCUGUUGCAGGAACUGGCCAAACAACUCAACUUCAGCUACACGCUCGUGGAGCCCGAAGAUAGGGAGUGGGGUCGGGUACUGAACGGAAGUUGGACGGGCCUGGUGAAGUUACUCUCCGCUGAGGAAGUUGAUUUGGUCGUGGCACCGAUGGCUGUGACUAAGAGCAGAUCGACAGUCAUCGACGUCACACUGCCAUUCUUCUACGUCAACUCAGCUCUUAUAUUCGGAAAACAAGAUUCCAAUAUCAACAAAUGGUUGACCCUACUCUCACUGUUCCGCUAUGAGGUUCUUGUUUGUAUACUCUUCUCCCUCAUCUUCUCCACUGUCUUCCUCUUCCUGAUAGAAGAAGUGACACCUGUCCAUUCGUGGACAGACGACAGACCCACGGAUAUGCCGACCCGUUAUGGGGAUAUAUUCUGGUAUCAUUUUGGAGCCCUAAUGGCGAACGGAGGAGCAUAUCUCCCCAACACCGAGUCCGGACGUACAAUGCUCAGCUGCUGGUGGCUGUUCACGGUGAUAAUGGCGGCUACCUACAGCGGUAAUCUCAUAGCCUUCCUCACCGACGGGCGACAGAAACCUCCCUUCUCCAACCUGGCUGGCAUGGCGCAGCAGGACACCUACCGGUGGGGGGUUGUAGGAGGAUCAUCGUGGGUCACUCUUUUUCAGGAAUCCAACAUAUCCGUCUAUCAGAAAAUAUGGCGCCAUUUGGAGGAAAACAUGGCCAAUGACCCUGAUUGGUUGCAUCAAGAGGGCGAAGAGCAUCUGCGCCGAGCGGCCGAGAGCAAGUACGUCUACAUCGCCGAAGAGUCUACUUUGGAGAUGUGGGACGACCCACGGCGAUGUGAUUUACAAAUGCUAAGCGAAAACUUUUAUUUUGGCAAAUAUGCAGUUGGCCUACCCAAGCAAAGUAAAUACACACAGCUAUUCUCAAAACAAAUAUUGAAAAUAUAUGAAAGCGGCCUCCUGCAUAUGUGGUGGAAUCAAUGGAAACCCAAACAUCAAUGUGAGCCGCCAAGCAGAAAAUCCAAGAGGAUGGACAUUUUAGCCUUGCAGAGUGCUUUCUAUGGUGCAGGGGUGGGUGUGGCCAUGGCACUCGUGGUCCUUAUGAUUGAAUUCAUUAAUUACCGGAGAUGUAAACAAAGAGAGCAAGGACAGUCUGUGAGUGUUGAAGAGUCAGUGUGCCCUGAUAAGUCAUCUCAGGGUCAAUCCCACGAAGACACACCUUCUAUAACCUGAAGUACAACAGUGUUGUACAAGAAGGACCUUUUUGAGACUUGGCACGUGUAAUCACAUCUUGAUGAUAUCAGCAGAAAUGCAUUGGCUUCAAGUAUUAGACAUGUCGAUUAUGUUGUAAGGUACAAUCGUCCAUUGGCAUCGCUGUAUCGUCUAACAAUCGGUUAAAGGGUCUCAUCAGGAUCAGCUUGCAAAUCGGUCAUGUCGACGACCAUCGUGAGCAUCUGUGAAUAGAAGAUACUGUCAAAUCCAACUAACAUUCCAGUUGACACAUCCACCAGGUAAUUAGAAAUGAUCUAACCUGUCAGGUUAGGAGGCGUUUUCACAGCUAUUUUGCCCGUUACUUCAAAUGGAAUCUGUUUAGCGGAUAAUCAAGACUGGUUACUCGCUAACAUUGACGUUUAAUAUUUACUUGAACUUGGUCGGUGUUUCGGUUGGUGGGCUGAAGUCCCCGAGUUCCAUCCUAAGGUCAGUAGCAUUUCUAUGCUGAGACAACUAUAAGAGAAAUGUUUGGGCCAAGGCAGUCAAACUGCCUUCCACCGCCACCCACUCCCCCUACCCCACUAAUAUAUUUUAAAAACGUUUACUUACAAGCAGCAGAAUCUCUGCACUUGGCAGUAGUAGCACAUAUAGUUGUUAUUAGUUUCAACAAAAUCGGUAAAUGCACUAUCGUGUCACUGGAUUUUAUGAUUGAUCGAUCACUUGAUUGUCCGGUUUGAUAACAGGUCACCGUCGCAUGGCAGAAGUACUGCUGUGCGGCGUCAGGCAAUAGAUACCUACUUUUUAUGUAAAUUGCGUGAAAAAUGUUUACUUUUCACAGCUUGCUUUGCCCUGUUCGCUCAGUGGAGUCUUUUUCGGCGGAAGAUCUAAGACUAAGACAAUGAUCUAAAACUUUAAAAGUGAUCCUAGCUUCAACUAAAAUCCAGUGUCUUGAGUCUUGAAUGCUUCACAAGAGGAUUAUUAUUAUUUAUGUAAUUUGUUUUACAGAACAUGGUGUUGCCAUGGAAAAGAAUUAUAUAUUCUCAUGUAUAGCUGUUUGCAGUGGCCUUUUACGGCAAGCAUGGGUUGCUGGAGACCUAUUCUACCCCCGAUCUUCACGGGUUGGGGUGACAUCGAGGUGUUGCAAUUUUAAUGGUACUCAAUUCAUAACAGCAAGUCUGAAAUUUAAUCAAUUUUAUGUUUUUCGUCAGUCCCAAUCUUUCCCUGUUUCUACUGUAUUCUCUCGUUGUUCUUCACGAUUGGAAUUUCUAACG